Chlorella variabilis is the source of this 255-nucleotide messenger RNA. RefSeq lists its product as hypothetical. The transcript has 4 exons. Bases 1 to 255 code for a protein of 84 amino acids. Lineage: Eukaryota; Viridiplantae; Chlorophyta; Trebouxiophyceae; Chlorellales; Chlorellaceae. The record is from RefSeq and is a predicted model, not a curated record.
AUGGCAUCGGAGGCAGAUGAAGGAGCGUCCGAGGCGCAGUGCGCCGUCUGCGGCCAGGAGGUGGAGCCCCAGCAGUCUCACAUCGCGGCGGAGUGCUCAAUUUGCGGCCGCCUGGAUCUGCACUCGUGGUGUGCGACCAAGUACACCGGCAGCCGCAUCAGGAUGGUGCACACCAACUCCAAGGGCAUCGAGAAGGGCAAGUUGACUGCCAAGGCCAAGCCAUGGAGGCAGCUGGAGCACAUGCGGCUGGCGUGA